AUUAUUUACUACGAAGAUUUCUACGAGGACACCUUUAUUGUUAUGAGAAGUGUGAGCAACAGUUUAAUUCAUAAUUCGAACUGGACUUUUUUUAAAUGGAAAUAACCGCUGUGUUUUAGAAAAGGAUACCUACACUUAGUAAAAUGCCGUCGCUUUUAGAAGCGCUGGAGCGCAAGUACGGCGCAAAAGGUGAAGUAAAUCCCGCCAUAGAUGAUAUACCAGUUGCGAUCUUCGUGCCCAAACGCUCGCACAGACUCAGCGUGCCCACGCUUUUGGUGCUGAACGAUUGUGAUAUUGACUGCGCUGGAGACGCGAAUGCCUUAGCUGAUAAAUGUGCUGAUGUGGUCGAACUGGAUCUUGCCAAUAAUAAACUUAGUGAUUGGAAGGAGAUAUUUGCAGUACUGGAGCAGACUCCUCGCGUCAGAUUUUUAAACCUGAGCUUCAACCGGUUGUCCGCACAAAUUCAAGCGGCGCAAGCACUACGUCCGCGCUGGGACUUUUUAAGCCAUCUUGUCUUAAAUUCCACUUAUGUCGGGUGGCAGAGCAUCCUCGGUUUACUCAAGGUUCUACCAGCUCUUGAAGAGAUGCAUCUGAGCCUUAACGAGUAUUCCUACGUGAAUUUAAGCGGGAAGGAAGCCGAUGAGAAGGACGUUUGCGAAGGAUGUUCCCGCCUCAACAUUGACGUUACUGAACCUGUGCAUGAACAGUUGAGGCAACUCCAUUUCUCUGGAAACCCCUGCAGCAAUUGGAGGGAGAUUUCUAAAUUGGGUUACGCUUUCCCGAACCUAGAUACCCUUCUGGUCAAUGACUGUACCUUGACUACUUUGGAACCGGAUCCGUGUGAUAAGUGUGAUGACAAAAAUGGGAAUAAGGAGAGCCAUGACGCUUUUCCACACCUGCGGUUCCUCAACCUAAACAACACUGGUCUGGCAACGUGGGAUGAAGUGGACAGGCUUGCCAAAUUUCCCGCUCUCAAGAGUUUACGAGUGCAGGGCUGGCCGCUAUGGGAACGCUUCGAGUCUACGGAGCACGAAAGGCGAUUGCUGCUGUUAGCAAGACUACCGCAUGUCAGAACUCUAAAUGGCGGCGGCACCGUACCGCCUGAAGAAAGGGACGCGGCUGAACGGGCCUUCAUCAGAUACUACAUGGAGAAACCAGAGUCCGACCGACCUGAUAGGUACUGGGAGCUAGUAAGCGUUCAUGGAAAGCUCGACCCUCUGGUGUCGGUUGACCUGAGACCAGAAAAGCGAGUGCAGAUCACCUUCACAUGUGGAGAUACUAGCGAAGUCAGAACUGUCGAUGUUUACAGGACCGUCUCCGAUCUGAAAACACGGCUGGAGCGGCUGGCAGGAUUCCCCGCUUCCAAAAUGCGUUUGUUCUACGUCGAUCAGGAACUCCGAGACUCGCAGGGUCCAGAGGAAAUGAAAUUCCCCACGAAACAGCUGUACUCGUACAACAUCCGGUCUGGCGACGAAAUCAUCAUAGAGUCAAAACUUAAGCACUCUAUUUCCGCUAACUCAGGCGCGUGAAAAUGUAUCUCGAAAGUUUUAUCAACUACCGUCAUUUACCGUAUUGAAAUUGCAAGUUUGAACUUUGAAUACAGUAGAUAAUUACUAUUCU
This is a messenger RNA of Maniola jurtina (meadow brown), 1620 nucleotides long. RefSeq names its product tubulin-specific chaperone cofactor E-like protein (gene mlt). Gene Ontology annotation, molecular function: alpha-tubulin binding. NCBI's taxonomy places the organism in Eukaryota, Metazoa, Arthropoda, Insecta, Lepidoptera, Nymphalidae. Bases 144 to 1529 code for a protein of 461 amino acids. The record is from RefSeq and is a predicted model, not a curated record. The transcript has 8 exons. Gene Ontology annotation, biological process: protein folding.